GUACCUGGGAUCAGGUCUUGCAUGGAUGGAGCAGGUCCAGACACUUUUUCCAUGGAAUUGGGAAACAGGUCGCCACUGGGUCACUGUGAACUCUUUUUCCAAACGGAAGAGGCUGCAAUUGCCAAAGCGUUGCACCAAAUUGUUGCCGAUUUCAUGCGGAAUUGGCGGAAAGAGGCGGACGGGUCUGGGGAUCACCGAGAGCGACUGCGUUCCUUCACCUCAGUCGGUUCUAGUUCCUCGAAGGCGACGAGCAUCCGGCGCCACACGAGCGUCACGAGCCGCCACUCGAGCACCGUUACUCCGCCACCA
This is a messenger RNA of Notodromas monacha, 309 nucleotides long. The record is from the annotation of a GenBank genome assembly. NCBI's taxonomy places the organism in Eukaryota, Metazoa, Arthropoda, Ostracoda, Podocopida, Cyprididae.